AAUUCAUUCACUUUCCUCUUUAGACAUUUUCUUUACACUGAACCAUCACUCCGAGAGUGCGCUUCAAGCAAUAAAAAGAAAUGGCUAGGCAAUUCGUCAUUGUUGCGAUCUGUAUCGUCCUCAUCGCUGGCGUCGGAGGUCAAGCUCCAUCUUCACCACCAACCACCACACCAGCACCACCCACUACAACAACUCCGCCACCAGCAGUGACUCCUCCUCCUGUCUCAGCUCCUCCACCAGUCACAACUUCUCCUCCUCCAACCACCACCGCUCCUCCUCCUGCUACUCCUCCUCCUGUCUCUUCUUCUCCUCCAGUCGCUUCUUCUCCUCCAGCAACUCUCCCUCCCGUCGCAUCUCCUCCUCCAGCAACUCCUCCUCCAGCUCCUCUUGCAUCUCCUCCCGCUCAGGUUCCAGCUCUUGCUCCAAAGCCAGACGCUCCUUCCACUUCUCCUUCCACUUCUCCGUCGUCCAGCCCGCCUUCCCCGGCGACUGAUGCUCCUGGACCAAGCAUCGAUGGGCUCUCCCCAGGACCUUCCACAGAUUCGAAUGACCAGAAUGGAGCAAGCAAGACAGUCACAGGCUUGGUAUUUGGAUCUGUUCUCGUUUGGUUUAUGAUCUAAGCGGGAGCCUUUAGCUCGCUGUUCCUUGCAUUCGUUUUCAUGUUGAUGUUUGUUUGUUCCACUGUUAUUACUUUCGGAACUGUAUUCUUUUGGGUUAUUAUCUUUUGGAGAUGAUAUUAUUGAGAGCUGAGAUGGAGAUAUCAGGAUAUUUUGUUUGGAGAUAUUUUGUGUGGCUUCCCUUCCCAUUCUAUUUGAUUAUUAGUGUACUAAAUUACUUUUUUCCAUGUCUA
Molecule: messenger RNA, 850 nt
Organism: Eruca vesicaria subsp. sativa (arugula)
Lineage: Eukaryota; Viridiplantae; Streptophyta; Magnoliopsida; Brassicales; Brassicaceae
Source: the annotation of a GenBank genome assembly